Messenger RNA from Adineta ricciae, 387 nucleotides. NCBI's taxonomy places the organism in Eukaryota, Metazoa, Rotifera, Eurotatoria, Adinetida, Adinetidae. The record is from the annotation of a GenBank genome assembly.
AUGGCUGUACUCCGCGAACAAAGACGAGUAGAUUGUGGUAAUAACGAAUAUUGUACUGAAAACAUGAGAGGCAAGCACGCUUUAACACAACUUUGGAAUUGUUCAUUGGCUGUAAAUGAAUACGUCGUACAAACGUUGGUACUUAUUCAAUCAUAUACACUAUUUUGUCAUUGUCAUCAAAUAUCAUCUUGUUCUCCAUUCAACUCGUCGACUACCAUUCCCAGAUACUUUGCGAUUCGUACACGCCGUUAUGGUACAGAAAGUGGCGGCUCGUUCUUCAAGACAUUUCUUAAGCUAUUUUAUACACAUAUGUUCAAUUUUACACCACCUAUUGCUUAUCUCAGAGGUUUCAUUCUCUAUGUCGUUGCUGUGGUAUUUCAACAGUAA